Ilex paraguariensis (yerba mate) is the source of this 1281-nucleotide messenger RNA. The record is from the annotation of a GenBank genome assembly. Lineage: Eukaryota; Viridiplantae; Streptophyta; Magnoliopsida; Aquifoliales; Aquifoliaceae.
AUGGAGCCUGCAAAUCUCCACCACCAACAUCAGCUCCAGGAUCAUCAGCUUGUUGGGUCUUCUCCAUUAGCUACCCCAUCUUGCUAUGGAGGUGGAAGCACCCAUGAUUGGACCUCAAACAACAUCUUCAGUAUCAAUAACUUCAAUCCAAAUAUUAAUGGAGGUCUCAUCAACUCAAGAGAUCCAAGGCAGCUGGAAAAUCACAUUCUAAGCUCUUCUCAGAACAGUUGCAUGAAUCGAGACUUGGGCUUUCAGUGGGCUAGUUCAGCUACUACAGGGAGCUUCAACAGUCGCUCUAUGCAUGUUUUGGACUCAAACAUUAAUGAAGAGCUCUCAGAUUCUUACCCAAAAUUCAACGAAAUGACAAACAGCCCUUCAUCAAGCAUAGAAGAUUUACACUUACAUCCCACAAGUUCCAUAAAGAAUGAGCGAAGAGAUUUUAACGAUCUGAGUGAGAAACUCAUGCUUAGAACUCUCUCUUCUGGUUCUGCUUUCAAAAUUGAAGGGCUUCAACUUCCAACUCCAGAAUUCUACUCCAACCCACAAUUCUCUCCUAGUUUACAAAGCGCAUCCACAGCUUGCCGAGGGAUUUUCAGCCAGAUUCUUCCUACCAUUAAUAUUUCAAACUUGAAUCAAUCAUCUUCAGCAAUUUCAAGCUCUUCAGACAUGAACUUGCAAGUUCUGGAUCUCUUAACGUCUUCAAGGUUCAGUGGAAGUUUUAGCCAGCCCUCACACGAACACCUCGGCCUGUUUAAAGACAGUCCAUUCAAUGGUCUUGAUAUUAUGCACCAGUCAAGUCGCAGGCCAUCCAACAGCUCUAGUCAAGUGAUAUCAUCCUUGACUAAUGGAGUUACAGAAGCAAAAAGAAGCAGCAGUUUUUUGGAGCCAAAGGCUCCUCAAGCAGCACCAAAGAAAUCGAGAUUGGCAGCUUGCUGCCCACCCUUUAAGGUCAGAAAAGAGAAAUUAGGAGAUAGAAUUUCAGCUCUUCAGCAGUUAGUGGCACCUUUUGGCAAGACUGAUACAGCGUCCGUUCUAAUGGAGGCGAUUGGAUAUAUCAAAUUCCUUCAAAACCAGGUCGAGACGCUAAGUGUCCCAUACAUGAAUUCAUCAGGCAAGAACACCAGUUGUAGGUCAUUGCAAGGGGAGGAUGGAGAAGAAGAGUCGUGCCAUCGAGAUCUUAGAAGCCGAGGGCUCUGCCUGGUACCCUUGUCAUGCUUGUCUUACGUUACCGAUGGCGGUGGAGGUGUUUGGCCACCUCCUAACUUCGGUGGAAGCACUUGA